Messenger RNA from Belonocnema kinseyi, 3601 nucleotides. Its product is annotated as inward rectifier potassium channel 2-like. Gene Ontology annotation, cellular component: plasma membrane. NCBI's taxonomy places the organism in Eukaryota, Metazoa, Arthropoda, Insecta, Hymenoptera, Cynipidae. The record is from RefSeq and is a predicted model, not a curated record. The coding region runs from base 1043 to 3160 and encodes 705 amino acids. Gene Ontology annotation, molecular function: inward rectifier potassium channel activity. Gene Ontology annotation, biological process: potassium ion import across plasma membrane; regulation of monoatomic ion transmembrane transport. The transcript is spliced from 12 exons.
UUAUAGAAAAUUGUGCUGGUAUAAUUGUACUAGAAUUAUUAUUUCAUUUCUGGAUUAUAGUGGAAUAUACCAGAAUGAGUGAUUCAAAAGUGCGCAAUAGAAUUUCUUCAGAUAAGUUCUAAAUUCAUCAAACAUAGCAACAAUCAAAACACUUCAAAAAACAUUUUUAAAAAAAUUGUCCCGAUGUUUAAGACAUCAAUCAGAUUCAGUAUUAAAUUUUCUGGAUUAUUAAAAUAAUCAAGUGUGAGUGAUUAAAAAGUGCAGUGCUCUGGAAUUUCCAUGUGAUGGGUUCAAUUUUAUUGGUGUGAAGCGUGUGAUUUCGUGACAUUCGGUCAAUAUUGUGUUCAACAUGGAGUACACAUUGCAUCGAGGAAUAAUCGACCCGGAAAAGGCGAUCGAGUAUUCGUAUCUCAGGAACACGAAAGGCAACCACGAGGUCAAGAACACAGAAGCCUUCUUGUGAAAUUUCAACUCAGUGGAAAAGAAACUAGUUUGCACAAAGAGAAAUCUGGAUAUCAAUCAUCUUCCAGAGCCUAUUAUUAGAUAAUGGUAAUGACUGAAUGAUAAAAAUUGCAAAAAUAUUGAGUCGAUAAAGACAUGUUAUAACGGAUUAGCUAAUCAACUCCUCAAGGCUAGAGAAAUUUUCCAAGCUAAGCUAAAAUAACGCCCAAGAAAACUGACGAAAUUGUUUUUUGAGUUCGCUUAAAUUUGAAAGGAUGAUCCACUAAGGUUGUGAAGAAAGAUUAACUUGUAUUACCGAAGUACCUCUUGUCUCAUGUUCCUAAGUUGUCAAUAAUACCAAAGCAAAUAUUUAUACUCAUAAGUAGUGAAGAAAUACAAUAAAAAAUAAACUAAAAGAGUAAAUAUUUAUUAAUUAUAUAUAGUGAAAUAGAAAGCCACUUAUGAUUUUAAAAUUGGAAACAUCACCAGUGCAGCAAACUUUGCACAAACAAAAAAAGGGAUGAGAGCUUGGAUGAAAGAAGCUAAUCAGCGAAUUUUUUGAGAAAUUAAAUGAGUAGGACUGGAUUCGAAAUAGAAGUUGAUGGAGAUGCCUAUUUCGCAAAAAAGGUCUUCGUCCAGUAUUAAUAAGAAAUUAGAAGACAGUGUGGCAAAUGAAAAAUCAGCAUCGCCAUGGAGUGAACUUUUGGUGAAUUCUGCAGUUCCAGCAACGGCGGUUGCUAUAAAGUUAAGUGAGGAUUCGCCGGAUGAAAUAGCAAAGAUUUCUACUAAUAAGGACAAAUUGGGAGUGCUUAGUAGUUUUCAGAGACGAACUUUUAGUAGACUCAGUUUCAAAGGUGAAGGUGGACCACUUUUGAGAGUUGGAUAUCGACAUGCGAAGUUUAGUUCGAAACGACUUCGAAAGAGGGUAGUUUUGAAACAUGGAGAGUGCAACGUUGUUCAAGGAAAUGUUGCUAAACGAAGACGUCGUUAUUUACAGGAUAUUUUCACAACCUUGGUAGACGCUCAAUGGAGAUGGACACUUUUGGUGUUCUCUAUGAACUUCCUGCUCUCUUGGCUUGGAUUUGCCAUUGUGUGGUGGCUCAUCGUUUACACUCAUGGUGACCUCGACUCCAAGAAUUACAAUAAUCCCAACAUUACUUUCAUCCCGUGUGUGAGAGAAAUUCAUGGAUUCACCAGCUGUUUUUUAUUCUCUGUUGAAACUCAACACACAAUUGGUUAUGGUUCAAAACACACAACCGAAGAAUGUCCGGAGGCGAUUUUUGUAAUGUGCAUACAAUCGAUGACAGGAGUGAUAUUACAAGCUUUCAUGGUGGGAAUUGUUUUUGCCAAAUUGUCUCGACCAAAAAAGAGAACGCAGACGCUGCUAUUUUCAAGGAACGCAGUAAUUUGUCAAAGAGAUGGACAACCUUGUCUCAUGUUUCGAGUCGGCGACAUGCGGAAGAGUCACAUUAUAGAGGCUCAUGUGAGAGCUCAAAUGAUUAAAAAAAAGGUGACGAGAGAAGGGGAAUUGCUUCCUUUUUUUCAAACUGAACUGAAAGUUGGCGGAGAUGGCGAGGAAGAUAAAAUUUUUUUUAUCUGGCCUACGACGAUAGUCCACAAAAUAGAUGAAAAAUCACCACUUUAUAAAAUCUCUGCGAGUGAUAUGCUUCACGAAAGAUUUGAGAUUGUGGUAAUAUUAGAAGGUGUGAUUGAAUCGACAGGAAUGACAACUCAAGCGAGGAGUUCAUACCUCCCUUCUGAAAUUUUAUGGGGUCACAGAUUUGAAAAUAUUCUACAAUUUCGGAAAGAUCUUAAGGAAUAUGAAGUGAAUUAUACACUUUUUAAUAAUACCUACGAAGUGGAUACCCCAUUAUGUUCAGCAGAGCAAUUGGACCAAGUCAAAGCCUUGCAUCGAGCAAAAGGAGAGCACGUGAGCACGGGAACGUUUCCUGGCUAUCGAGACGACUCCAGCAGCUCCCUCACUUCCGCUUCCGGUUCCAGUUUGGCAUCGUCGACUGGCGGUUUACAUAUGCAUGCACCUACGCCACCCACACCAAUUCCAGUAAUGAUUACUGGUCCUGACGACUCGCCAUCGCGACGUGCAAGCAUAAACAAUCAAGUCGAUCACAAACUUGCGACUUUUUACACCCAAGAUGAGACUUCGGAACCAGAGGGGUUUCAAAGAGAUUCCUCUUUUAUUUCAACGAAUCAGAUAGACGAAAGCCAAGAACAUUAUAACAAGGUCCUGGAAAAUAUCAAUGCUAGUCUUAGAAGAAAUAGAAGACAAAGUCUCCAGGGGAAGCAGGACAGAAAAAUGCAACGUGAAGGAUCGAGAGCAACUUUAGAAUCAGUAAGAAUCGAUCAUUCAAGUCAUGUUGGCAAUUUGAAGAGCACUCCUUCCAACUCUCAACUGGAGAUGAAGCCCAAAAGGUAUCCCGAUUCUCCAGAAAGAAUGCACGAGCCAACGAAUUCUCACCACCUUCCCAGAAGAUCUAGUCUUUGCGAAAAAAACAAAGGAAAGCAAGAGAUGCAGAAAAAAACUACCUUUGAUUUAAAAGAAGAUGAUCUUUCGGGAAAUGCUGAGCAGCAAAAAAAAGAAAAUUCUUUAAGAAUUUCGCCUCCAACACCUCCAAGAAUACCGCCGAGGCCGGAAAUCGUAUUAGCGGUUAGAAAGAAUAAUCAUCAGGCUCAAAUGACUAAUCCCCAGGAGCAGGUGUAAUCAAUCGAGUCUGUAACUGGUGCACAAAAAAUGGGACCUGAGUAAAAUCGACACGAAAAAUAGUUAAGGCAGGCAUAAUGGAAAGGGUCUUUCGUUACCCUGUGAUUUCCAAAAAUCAAAGCUCAUUCUCACCAAUUAGUUGUUAAAAAAAAUAGAGUUUCAACUAAAAUUCCGAGAUCAGUAAAAAAUAUAAAUCAGAAGGAACACCCUCAUUUUUGGGUCAAAAUUAAAAGAAAAAACGAAAAAAAAAAAACAAAUUUUCAAAAUGCAAAAAAGGAAAUCGAGCGAAGUGAUUGGGUGAGAAAAGUGUGGAAUGGAGGAGCCACAAAAGCUCUUCCGUCUACCAGGGACUAUCGAAGAGGAAGAGGAAAGGGAGGUCGAAAUUGAAAAUAAUUUACAAUAUCCACCAAGGGCAGAAUCACCUUUACUGGGUCAAAAAAA